Molecule: messenger RNA, 1104 nt
Organism: Talaromyces stipitatus ATCC 10500
Lineage: Eukaryota; Fungi; Ascomycota; Eurotiomycetes; Eurotiales; Trichocomaceae
Product: XAP5 domain protein
Exons: 3
Coding region: 1-1104 (367 amino acids)
Biological process (GO): chromatin organization
Cellular component (GO): nucleus
Source: RefSeq, a predicted model, not a curated record
AUGUCCGAUCCACCGAGUCGCACUUCGACUCCUCGCUCGUUCACAAAUCAAUCAGCUUCGGCGGAGGACUUACUUAAGUCUCAAACAGUCGGUCUAGUCCAUCUUUCGGAGUUUCGCAAACGGCGAGCAGAGGUCCUUGAACAGAAGGAGCGUGAGGCGCAUGAUAAGUCGUUAGGACGAUUCACAUCCAGUACUUCGAGGACAGGGACGCCAUCGCAAGGCGAUGUGGCAGACGGUGCGUUGACACCCGGUUCCGUUUCCUCGGACGGUCGACCAAAGAAGAAGAAAAAGGCACUCGCGAGAAGUAAAUUAUCUUUCGGAGAUGAUGAUGAUACAAAUGAUACUGGAGACGACUCCGGUGCAGCGACACCCCAGCCUACAUCCAAGAAGCGACCAGAAGCAAGUCCCGCUAUACCAGCGCGCAAGAUCACCGCAAACCCCAAUGCUCCUCCCCCGCCGAAAACACUCACGAAAGCUGCACUAGAAGCUGAGGCUCAGGCGCGGGAUGCACUGCGUAAAGAGUUUUUGGCGAUGCAAGAGAAGAUCAAAGCUACAGAGAUCAUAAUACCAUUUGUCUUCUACGAUGGUACAAACAUUCCUGCCGGGCAGGUGAAAGUUAAGAAAGGAGAUCCCGUCUGGCUGUUCCUUGACCGAUGUCGAAAAGUUGGCGCCGAGCUGGGUGUGGGAGGUGCUCAAAAGAGCAGUCGUGCGAAACGUGAUCACCGUCGAGAAUGGGCUAGAGUCGGUGUUGACGAUCUCAUGCUUGUGCGAGGGGAUAUCAUUGUACCUCACCAUUACGAGUUCUAUUACUUUAUUGCGAACAAAGUACCUAGUUUUGGCAAGGCCGGGGGUUUGUUGUUCGAUUUCUCAGCCAAUGUACCUCCCGUGAAAGACGACGGACCAAACUCACAACCAACUGAUGAGGAGUUAGAAGGCGCCGACGCGGAUCCAACAUUGACGAAGGUGGUUGACCGACGAUGGUAUGAGAAAAAUAAACACAUAUUUCCAGCCAGUCUUUGGCGUGAGUACGAGCCUGGCGCGGAGUUCUUGGAAAAGAUGAAAUCAGCCAGGAGAGAUGCUUCGGGCAACGCGUUCUUUUUUUGA